AUGCGUGAUGAUGUUUUGUCACAGCAGAAGCGACAUUCAAUGAAUGAAUUACGUUUUCAACACACAUCCGUUCAUCGACAACAGUCAUUGGAAUCAAAUUCUUUGCAAGUGUUGAUAGAUCAUAACAAGGAAACGUUAUUGAAAGGUCAGACACGAUCCGAUAUGAAUAAUCGCGCAUUAGAUUCUAAUCAUGAAAUCUUUGAAAAAUCUAAUUUUAUUGCUAAUGAAUCACUUGAUUUAUCAAAUAACAAAGAAAUUUCAGGUGAAACGAAUUUGAUAGAGGAGAAUAAUCUAGGAAAGAAUACAUUGGAUCAAAAUCAACAAGUUUUAGAAAAGUCGAUAUCCUUUGCCAACGAUGAAACAUCGGCAAUCAUAAGUUCUUUAGAUCAUAACAAGGACAUAAAAUCAUCUAACGAAUUCGCCGAAAAAAUCGAUAAUGAUGAAGGUUCAUCAUAUCGUCCAUUUAUUCCAACCGAGGGAAGAGAUAUUAAUGAUAUAUGGAGUGAUUACAACAACCUCACUCAAGAACAAUUUAAAACUAUGACAAUAAAAGAUUUUAAUAACAUUCUUGGAUCAUUCAAAAAAUUCUUGAUAUAUUCGGACGUUCACGACAAAUUAUUAGUUCAUGGCAAGAUGUUGUCAAUAUUUAGUGAUCUUGAAAUGAAGGCAAAGUUAAAACCGGAUGUUUCCACAUACAACAUUUUAAUGUCCACGGCUUUGAAUUUGCAAGAUUUGUCAAAAUUACAAAAUUUAUUCAAAAUCAUGAAGAGACAAGAGAUCAAACCGAAUACAGUAUCUUAUAACAUAAUGAUCUCGGGAACUAUUAAAUUAGGUCAUCGUCCAGAUGCAUUUAAAUUAUAUAAUGAAAUGGUUGAUUUAGGAAUUGAAAGAAGCAAUAUCACUUAUUCAAUGUUACUUUCCGCGUGUGCUAGAGAUUCUCGCUUCAUGGAUGCCUUGUCUUAUCAUGAAAAAAUGUUAAAGGAAGGGAUCAAGCCAGACGUUUACAAUUACAAUGCACUACUAAGGGUAUUGAUGAAUAACGCCGAUAGGAGCAAAUUAAUUGGAAUUUAUGACGUAAUGAAGAAACAAGGGAUCAAACCUACGAUAGUGACGUAUAAUUACCUCAUCAAAGGGAUGAAUUUACGCGGAGAGAAGGAAUAUGCAAAGAAAUUUCUUGAUGAUAUGAAAAAUGAAGGAAUCAACCCUAGUAUCUUGAUUCUUGAUUCAUUUGGAAUCACUGGAAUUGAGGCCAUUCAAAAAUCGGGAGAUCAAAGUGGAAAAUGUUUAGAUGUAAUCGAUUAUAAUACACUGUUGCGUGGAUGUGUGAAAAAAUCCGAAUAUCAUGAUGCAUUCGAGAUUUUCAAUCUUAUGAGAGAAAACAAAGUGACUCCAAAUCUAGCAACGUAUACUAUAAUUAUGGGGGCUUAUCUUCAGAAAAAUGAAAUCGAAUUCGCCAUGGAAUUAUUUAAUAGGAUGAAGAACGACAAUGUAGCUCCUGAUUCACAAGUUUACACUUUUAUGAUCGAUUCUUUACUGAAUCAAGGGAAAACGAAACAAGCAUUUGAUCUAUUAUCAGAAAUGAAUAACGAGACAAGUGGUAAGAAGGAUAAAAUAGCUUUUAAUAAGAAAGAGGUAAUCCGACUUCUUGGUUCAGCAUCAAAGUUAGAAGGUAAUGAUGUGAUUGAAAAUCUUUUCCGUGAAAUAUCAAGAACUCCGUCUCAAUUGACAAGUGGUGCCUUUGAAAAGGUUCUUUGGCGCGUAGCACAAGGUAAAGAUGAGGAAAGGAUCGAAUAUUAUUUAGAAUACAUGAGAAAGAGAGAAAUCCCCAUUAAAAAUACGACGUAUGAAGCAAUUAUCGACGGGUUUAUUCAAAAAAAGGAUAUAAAUAAUUCUAUAUACUGGUACGAUCGGAUGGUUGAUAAGGAAUUCGUUCCAACAGGAAAAAUUAUUUUCAGGAUGAUGCAAUUCUUUUCUAAUAGUAAAGAAAUAAUAAGAUAUUGGGAUGAUUUUUUUAAAUAUGGAAUUAGACCUGGGAAAGAUGAUGUUAAUUUAAUCAUAGAUUAUUGCUGUAGUGGUAAAACGAACAGAGAUUUGGUACCAAAAGUUUUUUCUCAAUGCAGAACUAUGAGAUUUGUUCCGACCAAUGAAAUCCUUUUAAAGGUCAUGCAGUUUUAUUCUAAAAGAGGUAAAACAAUGAAAGUGGUAGAAUAUUUGGAUCUUUUUUAUAUCUUUGGAAUUAAGCCAGAAUUAGAUGUUAUUAGUUUUAUAUUAGACUUUUGUUGUAAAUUAAAAAACAAAAGGUUGAUAUCAGACAUUCUUUCUCAGUGUAGUAUCAUGGGUUUCGAUGGCUUUUCGCUUUAUAGGACAAAGAGAUCUAACGUAGAAACUGAUAGCAUUGAUGCUUCGUUACUUCACCCUGGUGAUGCAAUAAGUUCACAUGAAAAUAGUUUAGAAUUAAUUGAGAAUUGGAUAUAUUCUAAAGGAAAGAAUAAGAGAAAGUUAAAUUUAGAGAAAAUUAAAAGGAUAAGAAGGAUAUUAGAUUUAGAAGAAAAGGUUUUAUUAAGGCAUAAUAAACUUGAUCCGAUUAUUAGAAAAAAUAUACAAACUUGGACUCCCUAUAGCGCGGCGGGUGCUAGUUCAAAAGAUGACAAAGACGCAAGCGUUGAAAAAAAAGUUGAAUCAGAUUCUUUUAUAGAUCAUGAAUCUGACAUUGAUUCAAUUAUCGAAAAAACAUUUUGCGAACAAAGCGAUGAGGAAAUAAUUACUUCAAAAGAUUAA
This is a messenger RNA of Funneliformis mosseae, 2778 nucleotides long. The record is from the annotation of a GenBank genome assembly. Lineage: Eukaryota; Fungi; Glomeromycota; Glomeromycetes; Glomerales; Glomeraceae.